Messenger RNA from Tachysurus fulvidraco (yellow catfish), 4688 nucleotides. Its product is annotated as zinc finger protein 585B-like. The record is from RefSeq and is a predicted model, not a curated record. The transcript is spliced from 9 exons. Lineage: Eukaryota; Metazoa; Chordata; Actinopteri; Siluriformes; Bagridae. Bases 337 to 2643 code for a protein of 768 amino acids.
CCUGAGGUUCCUUGUGAUGCCUGCAGUGGAGAGAAGCUGAAGGCCCUAAAAUCCUGUCUGGAUUGUGGACUGAGUUUCUGUAAAAUUCAUUUAGAGCCACAUUAUCAUGUUCCAAAACUUAAGAAACACAAACUAAUAAACCCUGUGGAGAACCUGGUGGCCAACAUAUGCCAGAAACACGAGAGAGCUCUGGAGCUGUUCUGUAGAGAUGAUCAGACCUGUGUGUGUCAGUUCUGUAUUGAGACAGAUCACAGGCAUCACAACACUGUUCCUAUAGAGGAGGAGAGCAGAGAGAGGAAGACUCAGCUGGUGGAAACACAGACAGAUGUGCAGCAGAUGAUUCAGGACCGACUGAAGAAGAUAAGAGAGAUCAAACACUCAGUAGAGCAAAGCAAAAGAAGCACAGAGAAAGAGAAAGCAGACAUUUUUAAAGUCUUCACUGCUCUGAUUUGCUCCAUUGAGAGAAGUCAGGCUGAGCUGCUGGAGAUGAUGGAGGAGAAGCAGAAAGCAGCAGAGAGGCAGGCUGAAGGACUCAUUAAAGAGCUGGAGCAGGAAAUCAGUGUGCUAAAGAGGAGAGACUCUGAGCUGGAGCAGCUCUCACACACUGAGGAGCAUCUCCACAUCCUACAGAUUUACUCCUCCAUGUGCAGCCCUCCACACACCAAGAACUGGACUGAGAUCAGCAUUAACACUGAUGUGAGUGGGGACACUGUGAGGACAGCUCUGUCUCGGCUUAAGCACACUCUGAACGAGAAACUCACUAAAUCACUCAAUGACAAGUUAAAGGAAACAGUUUCCACAGAACUGAUGAAGAUUCAGCAGUAUGCAGUGGGAAUUAGACACGGUGUGAAAUCAGUAGACGGUAUGUCCGGGCGCGCGAGAGGACAAUCACGUGGCAGAGAGACUGGGGCCCGAGGCGCGCAACCACCUCUGCCUCAGAAGGAAGCUCAAGCCAUGUGGCCACCACCGCCUGAGAGAGAACUCCAAGGGAGGGGAAGACAGAAAUCUGCCCCCGUGGUGGCGGCAGAAGGAGAAAAGCCAUAUCACUGCUCGGAGUGUGGGAAUAGUUUUAUUACACCAAGUAAACUCCAAAUACACCAGCGCAUUCAUACAGGAGUGACGCCAUAUCACUGCUCGGAGUGUGGGAAGAGUUUUACGCAGCAGGGUAAUCUCCAAACACACCAGCGCAUUCAUACAGGAGUGAGACCAUAUCACUGCUCGGAGUGUGGGAAGAGUUUUACGCAGCAGGGUAAUCUCCAAACACACCAGCGCAUUCAUACAGGAGUGAGACCAUAUCACUGCUCGGAGUGUGGGAAGAGUUUUACGCGGCAGAGUAGUCUCCAAAUACACCAGCGCAUUCAUACAGGAGUGAGACCAUAUCACUGCUCGGAGUGUGGGAAGAGUUUUAUUACACAAAGUGAUCUCCAAAGACACCAGCGCAUUCAUACAGGAGUAAGACCAUAUUACUGCUCGGAGUGUGGGAAGAGUUUUAUUACACAAAGUGAUCUCCAAAUACACCAGCACAUUCAUACAGGAGUGAGGCCGUAUCACUGCUCGGAGUGUGGGAAGAGUUUUACGCGGCAGAGUAGUCUCCAAAUGCAGCAGCGCAUUCAUACAGGAGUGAGACCGUAUCACUGCUCGGAGUGUGGGAAGAGUUUUAUUACACAAAGUAAUCUCCAAACACACCAGCGCAGUCAUACAGGAGUGAGACCAUAUCACUGCACAGAGUGUGGGAAGAGUUUUAUUACACAAAGUGAUAUCCAAAGACACCAGCGCAUUCAUACAGGAGUAAGGCCGUAUCACUGCUCGGAGUGUGGGAAGAGUUUUACGCGGCAGAGUAGUCUCCAAAUACACCAGCGCAUUCAUACAGGAGUGAAGCCAUAUCACUGCUCAGAGUGUGGGAAGAGUUUUAUUACACAAAGUGAUCUCCAAAGACACCAGCGCAUUCAUACAGGAGUAAGACCAUAUUACUGCUCGGAGUGUGGGAAGAGUUUUAUUACACAACGUGAUCUCCAAUUACACCAGCACAUUCAUACAUCAGUGAGGCCGUAUCACUGCUCGGAGUGUGGGAAGAGUUUUAUUAAACAAAGUAAUCUCCAAAGACACCAGCGCAUUCAUACAGGAGUGAGACCAUAUCACUGCUCGGAGUGUGGGAAGAGUUUUACGCAGCAGAGUAAUCUCCAAACACACCAGCGCAUUCAUACAGGAGUAAGACCGUAUCACUGCUCGGAGUGUGAGAAGAGUUUUAUUACACAACGUGAUCUCCAAAUACACCAGCGCAUUCAUACAGGAGUGAGGCCAUAUCACUGCUCGGAGUGUGGGAAGAGUUUUACGCAGCAGAGUAAUCUCCAAAUACACCAGCGCAUUCAUACAGGAGUGAGACCGUGUUACUGCUCGGAGUGUGGGAAGAGUUUUAUGCAGCAGAGUAGUCUCCAAACACACCAGCGCAUUCAUACAGGAGUGAGACCAUAUCACUGCUCGGAGUGUGGGAAGAGUUUUAUUACACAAAGUAAACUCCAAAGACACCAGCACAUUCAUACAGGAGUGAGACCGUAUUACUGCUCGGAGUGUGGGAAGAGUUUUACGCAGCAGAGUAAUCUCCAAAUACACCAGCGCAUUCAUACAGCACAUACAAAAGAUUGACCUUUUCCUGUCUUUGGAAUAUUUUAUUUAUAAAUACAAUAUUUAAAAGAAAAAAAGGUGUUGCUAAUAAAUAUAUUACCUUCUUUUCAUAAAUCCUGUAAUAUUUUAACCUCAUUUUGGGGUCAUUUGGUCAGAGAUUCUACACAGACAUUAUCAUUGGUAGGACUACAGCCAUUAUCGCCUGUAGUCUUUUUUGUCCUAACCGUUUUCAUAAAUUCCCAAAUUCUGUGCAAUGUAUUGGAUGCUAAAUGUACUGUCCAAUCGUCGUGGGGGUAUAAGAUAGUUUUAAACAAUCCGAACGAAGGAAGGGGGGACGUGUCUGAAUAUGGGUAGGAAAACAAACAUAAGAGUAACCGCGAGCAUAAACACAGCAAUGCCAACCUAGCCUAAGCUGAUGCAGCUUUUCACGUCCGCGCUUUUUUGUUGUUUUACUCGGCUAUAUGGGGGUUCCAAAAUUUUACAGAUGGAUAUCCGAGCGAUAUCCGUGUUUGAGCGAAGUUGUGAAGGAGCACCAGGUUUGUGUUCAUAAAUGAUGCUAUUUAGCUUUAGCACUAGCAUCCUGCUAGCACUUUACCUCAGUCAGGGCUGUGUAUGUUUACAGGUGUAUUUACACACGAUUGGUGAUUAAUUUUAGCUAAAGAAGGCAGAAAGAACAAUAAAUUCACUGUGGAAACAUUCUGAAGUUAAUUUCCAGCGCUUUAAUUACUCAGUUAGUGAACAGUAAGUAAUUGUGGAACAAUCCCAACUCGAUGUGUGUUACAGCUGUAGGUCACUACAUAGAGCGCGAGGGGAGGGAACUUUGUGCUAACCCCAGUGCUCAUGACAGGACAUAAGGGUCAUGUAGUCUGUAGCUGUGACAACUUACAUACACAUCUCUAUAGCCACACACAUAUAAACAACGUUUAAUACAUCUAUAAAUAUAUUGUUUAAUACUAAAUCUAUUUAGUAUUAUUAUUAAAGAGUUAUAUUGAUGUCAUUAUAGAAAGUUUUAUUUGUAAAACUGAGGUGAUUCAAAUGGACUUUUUAGAUGAGAGAGAGAAAUUAAAUGUAUAAUCGUUUAUAAUGAACUUUGAGUAUUUUUAUACUUGUAUAUCUAUUUCUUUAAUAAAUGUAGGUGUUUUUAUAUUAAAAUAUAUAGUCAGGUGUUCAUUUAACUGGGAGCAAAAUAGUCAGAUAUUUUCCACUACCUCGACUUUCGCAUCAUCAAGCCCAGGAAGGUGUUCUUCAUGGCCGUGGAUGGUGUCACACUCGGGGCCAAAAUGAACCAACAGCGUGGCAGAAGGUUCAGGUACGUUCUACAUCCGUUAGUCCCCCACCCACCCACACACACACACUCUGGUCAUGCUGACCUGUGAUAAGCGUUCUUGUUUUCUUGUUUUUGUACCCUGUGUUUCUGCAAAUAUAAUCAGGAUGGUAAGACUUGCUGAUAACGUAACCUUAACCUUAAGGGAAUAGAAAACGAGGAAACCUCUGUCAUGUAAAAAUGUAUUUCUGUGUUAUAUGUUAUAUGUCAUCUUCACCUCUUUUGAUUUAAUGUUCUUGAUUUGAGUCUAUUCUGUUCUUUUAGUGCUCUUGACAGGAUGAAGAAGACAAGAUAGGCUGACCUGCUUGUGAGAUUACUCGCAGGACACUUAGUUUGUCUUUGCUCAUGUACAGGCUUUUUGACCUUAAAUGCUGGGAUAAGAGUUGUGAGGAAGCAGCAUUCUUGCAUACUCCUAUCUAUGUUGAUAAAACUUAGCCCUCGCCUUAUGUCAUACACCAUAGCUUACUGUAUUCCAUUGCGUAUAUUUUCUGUAGCUCAGUUCUUUGAGCAUCUGUUUGGAAUAAACCAGAUUUGAUUUCACUCGUGUGGUUUGUUCUCUCAGUGCUCCGGAGCUCCUAUUGUUUUGCAGAGGUAAAGGGAUGCGGACAAGUGCGAGGAGGAAUCUUUCUUACAUGCAUCUAACAGAAGCUGCUUGCUGGUCUGGAUUGCCUUAACAAGCUAGGUUAGAUCAGCAAAAGAAGCGGAGGGACCAUUGAGAGCAUCCUGAGCAGCUGCAUCACUG